Mucor mucedo is the source of this 726-nucleotide messenger RNA. RefSeq lists its product as uncharacterized. Lineage: Eukaryota; Fungi; Mucoromycota; Mucoromycetes; Mucorales; Mucoraceae. The record is from RefSeq and is a predicted model, not a curated record. The annotation marks the transcript as partial. The transcript has a single exon.
AUGGCAGAAACUCUUUCCGAAUCUUGGGCAACAAUCGCGUCCCUUGGUAAAUCCAAGAAAGUAAUUCGCCCUUUGUCUGUCUCCAACAAUAUGGAUUCUCAAUUCAAGUUACAAAGUAAGGUAAUCUACCAAAAUGAAGUGCUUGACAGUAUCAUCAGAAUGCAGAAGGCUACCGCAAUCGUGAAACAGGCUUUGACACCUGACUCUGCUCUCUUCUCCUUUCCCGCUUCCUUAAUCGAACAUCGUACCGAAGCAUACGAGCUUAUUGAAACGCAAUGUGGCCCGGUCCAUGGUUUUCGCGCAAUCAGUAAUUAUGGCUCGAGCUUAAAUGUUGAUCUUUUGAUUGAAGUCAGAUUUGUUGAUGACUCAAGUCUUGACAAGGCAAUUUGUACUGGUGUUACAAUCAAGAACACCGUUAUCAAAGGAACUUAUACAAUUAAUUCCGAAAGGUACAAGCUGGCACAUGUGAAGAUCUCACUUUUAUACAUUCCUGAUAAGAAGGAAUUUCUUGAAAAGUUAAUGAACUCUCUUCUUGUUUACGGACAAGUCUUGCAAGUCAAGGAGUACACUUGUGGUGGCUAUUUCGAAGGCGAAUUGUCAGUGAUACUCAAUACGUCUACCGGUUAUUCUGGCGAUGAUAGUGCAGUGUUUCCCAAUGAGCCGCUCACCAAUAAUUUAUUUCUGUACGAAUGGGAUUGUUUUGCUUCAGCAUCCUUCAAAGGUGCC